Fusarium venenatum is the source of this 4305-nucleotide messenger RNA. RefSeq lists its product as uncharacterized. Gene Ontology annotation, molecular function: metal ion binding. The record is from RefSeq and is a predicted model, not a curated record. Lineage: Eukaryota; Fungi; Ascomycota; Sordariomycetes; Hypocreales; Nectriaceae.
AUGCAGUCUUGGUCAAACAAUGGCCAAAACGGCGCUGAUGAGACACAACAUCAGUGGCAUAACAACUAUGGGUUCUCAGCACAAAAUGGUCAAUUUGACCCUCAUCAAGCUUGGUCGCAGCCUGUGAAUGAUCAGGCCGACUUCUCUCAAAUUAACCCACAAGAUGCUUCUGCCUCAAACUUUUUCGACUCGGACCAAGGUCACUCCUUCCUUCCCGGUACUUUGCAUGGCUCCCAACAAGACCAACCGGGCUACCACUCUGGCCAUGAUUCAUUGUCAAUGAACCAGCAGUUUACACAACAGACACCAGAUGUAAUGGAUACGGAUUUUAGUGCCAUGCAUCCUGAUAUCUAUGGCCAGCACGGCAAAAUGAAUCUGGAUAAUACUAUGGCUGGUAUUGGGCAACUUUCAAAUCACCCUCAUUCCUCUAAUUUCCCAUACUCUAUGGCACCACCUAGCGAGUCAUCCUUCGAAUCUCCCAUCCAGCAAUUUUCUCAGCCUCAUGUGAUUCCUCAACCAAGUCGGCAACAGAGCCAUACACCUGUACAACAGUUUGAUGCUAUUCAACCUACAUUCGCACAGGGACAUAAUUUCACCAGACCGCCUCAGCAGUCUCCUGUUCAGAACCAACAACAGUACAACCAGCCUGCUUUUUCGCCCCCAGUUAAUGGUCAAACUCCGCAACCUCGGCCAAAUGAACAGAUGAACUUCCAACAGUCACAUCAAGGCCGACAACAGCCUCCUCAACAGCAUGCCUCCCAGCAACAGCCGCAGCCCGUCCAGCCCCAAUUCGCUCCCAAACAGCCGAUUGCCUAUCCUCAAACCUCACAACCUUUGGCUGUUCAAAAUUUUCAGCAGAUGCAUCAGCAACAGCCGCACUUCAUUGGCAAUGCCUCGUCGCCACCCGCCACUAACAACCCAUAUCUUAUGCCUCAGCCCAUCAACAGUCAAGACACUGGUAUUGCUCAGCAGGUCACCAAUGAGCCUCCUGCUAAAAAGAGGAAGCGAGCGGUGAAAACUGCCCCAGAUACCCCAACGCCAGAGCCCGUUGCGACAUAUAUCGACUCGCCCGUGGGCUCUCCUGCUGUAAAAAAGGUUGACGAUGUUGAUGGUCUGUCAGCUCCUACACCUUCACCUGAAGAAGCCCAGUUGAUUGCCCAAUUCAACAAACGAACUAAGGCUGCCCAAGCUAAACAACCUGCGAUCAAGGGCCUUCCUCAUCUGAUCUACGAGGGCACAGCUAAGCUUCCAGCCCCAAAGAGCUAUGAUAAGCUCGCCCCUUUAGUAGCCCUGCCAGCUCGUAGUGGAAGACAGAUGGUUCCUGAACUUGGUUACAACCUCCCAUGCGAGGUCCAGGGUCGAUUCACAAGCCAGUACCGCCCUUCCCCCGACAAGGGAGGACUGGACGAGAGACGCAUGGAGGCCAAGGGACUAUUGGAUGACUUUGACCAGGCCAUGAAGAGCUUAGGGAAACGUCGCCCAAAGUACACCGAGUACCCACAUGCUUUCAAAGAACAGCUUAAAUCCGAUGAAGCUUCCAAGAACAAGGCAGAGAAAAAGGCAAAAAAAGAGAUGGAGGAGGUCGGCAAGCCAAUUCGUCCCGCCACUCGCCCAGCAGAUCCUGCUGAAGCAGCGGCCUGGGAUGCCAUCGGGAUGGUCCAUGUCGAGCAUUCCGUUCCGAGAACGAACACUCUGAUCGCAACACGUGUUCAACAAGCAGGCGAGUAUUUCAUUAAACUCCGUAGUGACAUGAAUCGCGCCAAGCAGGAACUAGAUCAGGCUGUAAAGGAUAAAGCACCCGAAGCUGCGCUAGCCAAUGCGCGACACGAUUUUGAGCAAAAGAAGCAGGUGCUUUAUCGUGCUUUGGAUGCCACUAUCGAGCAUGCUGAUGAUGCUGUCCUGGAUAACCUUGGAGGUCACCAAAAACUUGUUUUAAGUUUGGUGAACGCAUUGAUUAUGUGUAUCAAGGCAGGUGACUUUUCAGGAAAGUUUCCCAAGAUUGUCCUCGAGAUGUUUACCCAUUUUCCUAUGACGAAAAAGAUUGCCGAGACAACCAACUUUGAGACGGUCCGAAAGAGGUUUGCCGACAAAGGUGACGCCGAAGUCAAGGAGUUUGUAUCUGAAAUCACUGCCAAGGUCAAAAAACUCGAGUCAACCACUGGAUAUACUGGUACUUCUGCAUCAAGCAGAGCAAAGGUUAAGCCUGGCACGGAAGCUUCAGUCAAGCGUGCUCGCGAUGAUGAAGCUGACACGCGCACGGUAAAGAAGAUUGCUGUUGAAUCUGGCGGCGGUUCUCUUAUGAGGAAACUCGUUACACCCAAGAUCCAACUCCAAUCAGCAUCUAAAACCAGCGCCGCAAAGGCCGCUGCUGCUUCCAUUCUGCCAGGGAAACCUAGACCAGUGGCCAAGUCGGUCGUAAAGCCCGAUGUCAAACCCGAGGUCAAGGCUACAAAUGACGAGAAGACCAAACCAGAGUCAAAGCCGUCACGAAUGGAAGCCAAACCGCCCACAUCCCGUAAUGGCAGCGCUUCAGCCCCAACCCCGAGCGCAGCCUCGAGCGCUUUAUCUGGCAUUGCCUCGCUCCUUGACUCUAUCAACGCUCCAAAGGCCGAAUCUCCCGUUCAAACCAAGGAAACCGAUGGUCCUGAAACUCCUGAAACGCCGGAGCAGAAGGCCAAGCGUCUUCGUAAGGAGGCUCGCCGUAAACUUCGAGUCACUUGGAAGCCUGAAAGCGAGCUUGUACAGGUCAAAAUUUUCCAGAAGGAGGAUGCUGAGGACGAGGGCAGAGAGCAGAACAUGAUUCGGGACGCUGCUGACGACCGAUCUGAAGGAAUGGUAUUGAAACAGCGUGCGGACGUGGACGACGACGACGAGGAUGACGAUGUCCCUUACCAACCUUGGAUGGGACCAGUUGGGAUUGAUCUUUCAAGAUUACCUACCGACGUCCGGAACAAGAACUACGUUAACAGAGGUGGAAAUGUCACCUUUACAACAGAUGAACAGAAGCGAAUUGCUGAUAGGGAGCAACGGGAGCUCGUGGCUAUAUAUACAGACCCGGCCGACAUUCCCCCAACGCCCAAAUCACCGCUACCUGAGGCCGCAACAGCAACCCAGCAAAAGACACAAUACCUACCGAAUGAUGCCAAGUUUCAGGAGAUCCAGGCUCGAUGGCGCGAUGAGCAGCAGAUGGGAGCUGAUCAGGCGCUUUACUUGGCGGUCCAGCGCAUCGAUGCGAAGAACAGCCCGGCAUAUCAGAUUGACUCAAUUAUGAGUAACCUUCGCGGCACCCCUGCACAAUCUUCAUCUCACCAGCGCACCUCGCCUUCGCAUCGCGACUUGGCCAAUGAUACUCUGUCCAUUAUCGCAGGCCCUGCUGUGUUAGAGCAGGUAAUCGCUCUUCUCAAUUCUGAAAAGGCCAGGAACUGGCGAGAUCCCAACCCUAGCACAAGCGAUGUUUGGCGGGCGUACAAGUACCCUGACGGCGCAGCUGGUCUUUGUGGAAGUAUCAUUGAAAGACUUGCCAAGUCUCUGGCUGGCCUGCCGUUUCCCGCCAACUCCCCUCCUGAGUGGAUUUUGCACGACCACGAGAAGGUCCGUGAAUGGCAAAUGGGCUACAACAAAGAAUUGGCAGCUCGACAAAAGAGGGAGGAGGAGGAGCGUGUACGAGCUGAAGCCGAAGCAAACGCCUUGCUAUCGGCGAUGUCUGGUGCUUCAUCUGGUCAAGCUCCAGCUAAUCCUCAGGACUGGGCUGCUUAUUACGCUCAGCAACAGCAAUUUGCCCCCUACAUGGCUUUGCUGCAGCAGGUGAAUGGCGGUCAACAGCCAGCUCAGCCUCCAACAAGCGCUGCCCCUACACAGCAGCAGCCGCAGAUCCCGGAUAACCAACUUCAAUCUAUUUUGGCUGCCAUUAAUCAGCCAUCACAGGGCACAGCACAACAGGCAGCAGCCUCAAGUACAGCUCCUUACUUGAACCCCAGUGAUCCAUCAUUCCAGCAGUACAUGAUGUUAAGCCAGAUGGCACAGGGUCAACAGGUCCCGCCUCCGCCUGCCGCCGAGCGCGAUUGGGAGCGAGAGAGGGAUCAUGGCCGAGAUCGCGACCAAGACAGAGGAUGGGACCGUGAUCGUACAUACGACCGUGAUGACCAUCACGGAGGUCGAGGUGACAGCAAGGACGGACGGAAAAAGAGAGGCACCCUCCCGCCGCAUAAGCCUGCCAAUAAGGCACUUAUCGGCACUAAGCCUUGUACCUUCUGGCAGCAGGGCAAGUGUGCCAGAGGUGACAAGUGUACAUUUCGACAUGAUUAG